This is a messenger RNA of Diospyros lotus (date-plum), 934 nucleotides long. RefSeq lists its product as uncharacterized. The transcript has 7 exons. The coding region runs from base 1 to 627 and encodes 208 amino acids. Lineage: Eukaryota; Viridiplantae; Streptophyta; Magnoliopsida; Ericales; Ebenaceae. The record is from RefSeq and is a predicted model, not a curated record.
AUGUCAACAACAGUGCCCAGAGAGAGAGAGAGGACGAUGUCGUUUUGUGCCUUAUCAUUACCACAGUCUCUGCGUCUGGUCUCGAAGCCCUUGGAUGGCCAUAAAAGCAUUCGGCCGCCGCGUUUCCGAGCCUCGGCAGAUGUCCCCGACUUCCUUUCCGCCGAUUGGCUUGAAUCUCGCAGGAAGAGACCUUUUGGCCCAAGACUAAAUCUUAGUGCAGAAGAAGCUGUCAAUCACCAGCUUGAUGCAUUGAUGUUCAAUGAUCAGCCACGACAAGAUUACGGGAUUGAAGUCAUGUACAGGUUUGCUGGAUUUGAUCCUUUUGAAAGAUCUACCUAUUUUGGGCCGUUCUUUGACCUGGGGCAGUUUGAAAGGUUCAGGCGGAUUUUCCACCAUUCAACCUAUCGGGUAUUGCUCGGUCACAAGGAGAGGAACAUAUUGAGCAGCUUGCAUGUGAAGGAGAAUCGUUACAAGCAGCGGGUUUGGAUACGUGGAGCUCGCCCUGAGGAGGAAGAAAUAUUUCAGUUCACCAUGGUUCAGAGAGUUGGUGGUUCAUGGGAUGGCUAUUGGCUGACAGAGUCUCUUCUUCACGACGGGGAUAGCUUUGCCGGCGGGGUGGCAUACUGAUUGUCAUCGGCCUGGGGUGGCCGGGAAGAUAGCUUUUCUGACCAUAUCUUCUUCUUCUUGUUCAAGCACUGGUGUUGCUUACCCAGAUUCUGUACAUAUAUGUACGUAUGUAUUUAUGUAUGUAUGUAUAUAUGUAAUAAAACAAAACCCCUGCCUCAAAUGUAAACAUUGCUGGCUGGGGCGGCUGGAUGUAUGCUAUAACGUGAUUACAAAGCUCAUCAAUUCAUUAUAAUCCUCCAAGAGCACUAAAAGUAAAUAUUUUCUUCCUUCCUUUCUUCACAUGGUGAUGGGUAUUGCUGACAGAUAC